Messenger RNA from Megalobrama amblycephala (Wuchang bream), 4988 nucleotides. It is a transcript of the gene skida1, whose product is annotated as SKI/DACH domain containing 1. The record is from RefSeq and is a predicted model, not a curated record. Lineage: Eukaryota; Metazoa; Chordata; Actinopteri; Cypriniformes; Xenocyprididae.
GGGAAGGGAGUUGAGGGAGCGCAGGUAUACAGGAGCUCAGACAGGCAGCAGCCAGCCUGUCGGCAACAUCACACACAUUCCAUCGAUCAUGCAGUGCUCAGGUCAAUGGACUGAUUGUUUUAAUUCAAACAGGCCAUUUCAUUUUUAUUUUUCUAUUUAAAACUUUUUGUUCAUCACGCAGUGUGGACAUGUCACAGCCCAUGCUGUACCGGUCAGCAGAAUGCCUUGAAAUAAAGAAGCAGCACUAAAGCUACUUUAAGGACAUCCGCCGCGCUAAAUGUUGGAAUUAAUGCAAUGAAGAAGAUGGGGGACUUGGAAUCCGGUUUUGAGGAAAUGCAGGGUGUAAAGCUUGGGUAUUUGGUUAUCAAAGGCAAACAGAUGUUUGCCCUUUCUCAAGUCUUCACCGACCUCUUGAAAAAUAUUCCGCGGACUACUGUACACAAACGAAUGGACCAUUUAAACGUGAAGAAGCAUCACUGUGAUUUGGAGGAACUGCGAAAGCUCAAAGCAAUAAAUUCUAUAGCUUUCCACGCAGCUAAAUGCACUCUGAUUUCAAGAGAGGACGUUGAGGCACUGUACUUUUCAUGUAAAACUGAGCGCGUAUUGAAAUCAAACAAAAGAAGGGAAAAGACGAAAAAUGCCUCCGAAAAAAUGUGCGACGGCAAAAAUCACACAUCUGCCAGAAGUGACUUUUGGAGAGAGAAAGUUUGGUUGAGUUUGCAUGGCGUUCCGCAGACUUUUUCAUUCAAAAAUAAAGCUGUUCGACAGGACCCUGUCCCUCGCACUCAUUCAAAUCUACCUCAAAUUUACAGUAAAUCCUUCGCCCGUGACUUUCAACCGGUCACGAAGUCGGCAUCUACACCCUUUAAAAACUAUGAAACAGAUCAAAUACCUGACAACUGUGUGGCUUUUAAUCAGAAACACGCGUUUUUUCGGCACGUUGUGAAUCGGCAACCGCUGAUCUAUCAGUCCGCCAUUGCAGCGCAGGCAAAGCACCAAGGCAACGCAGAUCUACUUUACAAAAGGAAGAGGAAGCGCGAGAGCUGCGUGAGGCAGUUUUGGUCGAGGAGCAAACGCAGCCAUCCGGUUUUGCUCGUCCCAAAGUGUUGUAAACCAAAAGUUCCCAACGGAUCAUUGAGCCAGUUUCAUCACCUCGAGCAUGGAUUAUACGUUGAUCCUCGGCAUACUGGACAUUUUCAGGAAAGCUGCAGCAGCGACACGGAAUCUAGCUCCAUUUCAGAACGGGUGAACAACGAUUCGGAUUUCGGGUCGAGUUUCUCUACCACCAGCAACUCCGGGACUUCAGAUGAGGAGGAGGAGGAUGACUCUCUGUCGGACUCUUCAGAUGUCAGUAGCGAUGAAGAGAGCUCCUCUCAGUCUGAUUCCAGCUCUGUGUCCAGUCAAGUUUCAGUGCAGAGCAUUCGUUUCAGGCGUGCAAGGUUCUCAAGUCUCAACACAAAAGCACCUCUGCUCCUACAGCCAACUUUUCACUACAGGCCUAAUGUGCAGAACAUACCCACUAACCAAGGAGUAACGACUACUUUGGACUGUGAAAGAACUGGCAAAACUCAAAAAUCGGACUUCUCAUCGUCCAGUGAAACACACAGGGAUGGUGAUGCCGCAAACGUGCAGAAGUUUUGCCCGGUGCGGACCUGUUUUCCAGAUUUAAGAGAAAAUGAGGGCUCUGAAGUACAAUCGCGCCUUGAAUUUUCAAAUGAUCCAAAGACAACAGACUCUGUCCUUAACAAAAUUAAAGAUAUUGGGCUUUCACCUCAUGCAAAUGGAAACAAGGCGUUUCCCCAACAAAGAAUACCGGGUUCUGCAAACAAAUGCUCCCGCUUGAUCUCCCACUGUGUUCAGGACAAAGAAAUAACGGUUUGUAAGUCUUCUGACAGCAAUCUUUCAUUAGCCGCAAAUUCCAAGAGAGAAACAAAAACUUCCCUCAAACUGCCUUCACCUCUAAAACCUAUCAAAACAGAGGCCGAGGAGCUCAUCACUACCUCAGGCUUUAACAAUGAGGGCAACAGGGCAGUAAAAACGCCACCAUUUUUACUCAACAACGUGAAGAUUAAAGUCGAGGACACCUUUGACGAAUAUGAAUAUGCAAAUCAGCCCCAGGAAUAUCAAUGUAAGGAUAACGGCGAUGGUCAGUGCAUCAGUAAUCAUUUUAAGGAAACUGACCACUGUAAAGGCGCAGAGAGCUCUGUUCAAAAACACCCUCCCUGUAACGAGGAAUCAAGAAGCACUUUAAACAGUCCUUGUUCCGAGGAAGGGGAAUGCAAAAAUGGUGCAAGGGUCAGAAAAAACUACAGGGCAAUGCUUCUGGGUAAGAAAGCCGAAAGUGUGAGGACACCCGCGAAAUCAGUUGCAAAAGUUGACCGGAGCCCCCGUUCUGCCGGAAAAUUCGCUAGCAAUGAGGGAUCGAAUGAAGACUGUGCGGGCGCGAGCAAACGUAAACGAGCGAACGCCAAUGUAGCAUCUCUGAAAAAGCCCUUCAGAUUCAUGGCGAAUUUUCCCUCUCCGCCGUCCCUUGUUAUUGGCAGCGAUGGAGAUUUGAGUCCCGCUUACUCUUUGAACUCUUUAAGAAGUAACCAACUGCCUCAUCGUUCUCACCCAGUGUGGAGAUGGCAGCUCGGUCAUUCAGUUGUUCCUCCCCCUCCUAGCCACAAAUUCAGGAAAGCCUCUGUUAUCCCUUGAACUGUUGUUUUGAGCUCGGGGGAAAUGUCUUAAAACUGUGACAAGCACUGAUACCGUAUAUACUUGUUUUGUUUUCAUCGUUGUUUUCAAUGCAUACAUUUCUGGCCUGUUGUUAUGUAGCACACACCGUCCUCAUAGAGUAAAGGCUGGUCUAUUCAUCGAGGUUUGGGACUCGGGAAUAUACGGAGGUAUUUAUAAUAAGCUGGGCUAGCGAAAACACGGUUGAUUUCAAAAUAACAUUAUUGACAUUGUGGAGCUGUUUGUGACCUGAUGGACUAAACUCUCAUGGAGCAAAUGUUGGCUCAUUUUGCAGGCAGGGUUAACCAUCUCUCAUAAGGAUGGCGUUAUAGUGAUUGUCAGGUCUGUGUCAACUAAAAUGCUGAUUUUGUUUUUAAAACAUCUGACUUUGUCGGUAUAUUUUGGGCCAAUGUUUUUUUCUUUUGUAUUUUCUCUUUAUGCUUCAUUUACAUACUGUAUUUCUGAAUUACUGUAGGCCGAUGAUCCAUACCCUUCUUAUUUAUUCAUUUUAAGGGUGCUCCCCAAUUGUUGGCGCCUGGUUGUGUUCACUCACACGCAGCACACCAUAACUCUCACUGUAGGCCCAACACAAUGGCCCACUAACUGACAAUCAAGAGCUGUUUGAUUUUGCACGAUGUAAUAGAGGGAAAAACACCAAAUCGAUCUCCUUCUAUAGCACAUUCAUAGCUUAAGGUAUAGAACAGCUAAAGCACAAAUUUACCAUGCAUUGCACUUUGCUAAUGCCCAUUAAGGUGAAUUAGUAAUGUGUUUUUAUUUUUCGAUUUUCUUACGCAAAAGAGCCAUCGCAAGUUAACCCAAAAACCUUUUUAAAAUCUGUAAUUAUUAACGUGGUGCUAUUUCCAAUAUAUUUCGUUUGCUUUUGAGAGGUUUUGUUACUCGUUCUUAUUGAAAUGGUGCCGAUAGAGAGCUAUAGGCAUACAGAUAACUACAAACAACAUCGUUUUACAUACGUGACGAAAUCAAAGAAAAUGACCUCGGUAGUGGAAUAUACACACAUUCUGGUCAGGGUAUACGACUUAGUAAAUGUUUAUUUCUCUUUGACUCAAGUAGCCUUGUCCUUUUCGUAUGGUGUUUUGAUUGUAUUUUACUUCACUAGGCCUGUUUUCCAAGGAUAUGGAUUACCUUGGCACUCGAAAGCGUAACCUUAAAAAAACAUUCAAGUGUUAACUUGGUGUUCACUACUAGAGUACCCUGCCCCAUAUAAAUGCCUUGUGAUGAAUGUACUCUGACGUACCAUAUUUGUUUACUUCAGCAAAAGCAGACUGGCUCCGAAACAGACCUUUAAAAGCAAAUUGUAUCUGUGAUUGGAUCAGCCAAGGAACUAAAUUCAUAAUUUUCUGAUUGUAUUGCCGAGGGGCGAAAAAAAAAUCAACUACAUUCUAAUUUUCCACAAAAGGAAAAAAAAAAAACAAUAAAUAAAUACAAAACAUGUGAGUCAUCACUGAAUAGGCAUAAACUAUGCAGAUUUGGCUAAAGGGAGGCUACUGGGUUCACGUCACUCUGAGAAAACACGUAGGCCUAAUAGACUUUAAGGGUAUUUAACGUAUUAAGUAUGGGCCCAUUACGUGUGUUUUGAUUAACGUGUGCAAGUGGGGAUAGACACUAUGUAGCCUAUUUAGCGAAAUUGCAUCGCUUUCUGAAUGUUCCAAUGCGAUAGUGUGACACUCUGACAGGUGAAUGAUUAAAAUAGCCUAUAGUAAGCCUUGUUCUAUAUUUUUUAUAACGCGACUAUUUAAUGUCUGCUCUCUCGAGCGUAUAAAAGGAACAUUUUGUUCCUUUCUGUGUCAAAGUGCACUGCGGACUGACAGAAUAGCUAUGUCGUCCCAACUUCACAGGAAUUAAUUCAAAACUAGCCAAAUUAAACAGAAUGUAGCGCACACAUCACAGCCCCAUUAAGUUAAAGAAUUUCAUGAUCUCCACAAUGAACAGAAAUGAGAAAAUGACUCACUGUAAACAUGGUAGCUUAGGAUAUCUCAAGGUGGACUUAGUUUUUUUUUUUUUUUUAAUCUUUCUGCUUUUGCUAAAAUACUUGAGGUCAGAUUUUGACAUGAUUUUUUCUUAAAUUGAAGUCACUGGUUGUUUAUAAAAAUGCAUAUUUAUUUUUGUGAUUUUCCUGUUUUUUGUAUACCAUUGUUGUGUAGGAUAAAUGCACUCGAAAUGAAAACUUGAAAACGUGAGGUGGAUUUUGAAGCACUUUCUUUUUUUCUUUUUAUGGUGAAACUGUUCAUUAAAUGCAUCUGAGUGUGAUGUGA